Phaedon cochleariae (mustard beetle) is the source of this 5975-nucleotide messenger RNA. The record is from the annotation of a GenBank genome assembly. NCBI's taxonomy places the organism in Eukaryota, Metazoa, Arthropoda, Insecta, Coleoptera, Chrysomelidae.
AUGCGUAAAAUCUCUAUCGACGCCACAUCUAGAAAGAUAAAAACCUCAUACGUGAGCAUCAUCCACUCGAACCCCCAGUAUAAGAAUCCACCAAUCUCCCAUCCCGGACAAACCAAAAUGUUCUCCGUCAAACUAGCAUUCGCGGUGAUCGCAGCAGUCUACGCUGCAGCUUCGGCCUUCCCGGCCAACGAGACUCUGGAGGUGGGCGCCAGCUGCACCAUCACCAGCUUCGGUCAGGUCAGCUCGGUGCUGAACAGCUGCUCCAACAUCGUGAUCUCCGGACUGAGCGUGCCCGGAGGCAAGACUCUGGAGCUGAAGCUGAAGUCCGGGUCGACUGUCACUUUCCAGGGAAAGACCGUUUUCGGAGUGGCGCAUUGGGAUGGGCCUCUGCUCGAGAUCAUCGGUAGCAAGGUCACUGUCAAGGGAGCCUCAGGUCACGUUCUCGAUGGUCAGGGCCCCAAAUACUGGGACGGCAAAGGCGAUGGUGGAGUCAAGAAACCCAAAUUCGUCAAGGUCAGGGCCACCGGAGGAUCAGUCCUGACCGGUCUACAUGUCUUGAACUGUCCACGACAAUGUGUGUCUGUCAACAGCUGCGACCACGUGACAAUCGACGGCUGGAACGUUGAUGUUUCUGCUGGAGACAAGAACAAACUUGGCCACAACACUGACGGAUUCGACAUAUCCUCCACCAGCAAUGUCGUCAUCUCUAACACCGUAGUGAAGAAUCAGGACGAUUGCGUGGCUGUCAACAAGGCCCAGCACGUGACCAUCUCGAAGCUGCAGUGCUCAGGCGGCCACGGUCUCAGUCUGUCCGUGGGCAUGAGCAAAACGUCCAAGGCAGAUAACACGGUGUCUGAUGUCCACUUCUCUGAUUGCACUGUCAGCAACUCUGACAACGGCAUUCAUAUCAAGACGCACUCUGACGGAGGACCUGGAGUCAUCGACAACGUUUCCUACAAAAACAUCAAAUUGUCGGGAAUUCGCAAAUACGGAGUCAACAUCGAGCAAGACUACGAGAAAGGCAGUCCCACCGGCACACCCAAGGCUAACAUCCCGAUCACCGGAUUGAGCAUCACCGGAGUGUCCGGAUCGAUGACCGGAAAGAACUCCAGGGCUGUGUUCAUUCUGUGCGCUAAAGGGGGUUGCUCGAACUGGUCCUGGGGUGUCAACAUCUCGGGGGCUUACAGGCAGAGCAAUUGCACCAUGCAGCCCUCUAACGUCAAAUGUUGAUUGAAUCUUUGUUUUUAGUAGGUACUUAGAUCAAUAUAUUUUGUUUAUAGCAUGUAGUUGACUGUUUUUUAUUUCUUAUUUUGCCAAAUUAGCAGGUAGAUUUACUUUGUUGGAGGGCUGUGGAGGGUAAUGGAAUCAAAAUCAAAUUCUAUUGAAUUGGAACGUGAUAAUAAUUGGGGAUCAGAGUUGUGCUGCUUGAAUGAUCAAGAUUUCCAAGUAGAAAUUGAGGAAUUUCACAUAAUAAUUUAUUCAUAUCCCUAUUCAUCCAGCUAGCAAGUAGACCUCAAUAGGAAUAAAUAAUCCAAUAAUUAUGAUUUAACGUUUAUCGACGAGCUAUUUUAUCCUUGCCUGCGUAUAACAGAACAAUUUAAUUCCAUAAAAAAAUGUUUUUCUGCAACGACACAAAAGUCGUCCAUUUUAAUACAAAAAUUAGCUAGUUUCUAUUACUGACACAAACAAAUGCUAAGCAAAGUUCAACUUUAGCUCCUAGGAACUAAAAAGGAUGUACUAGGUCAUCAAGAAUGAACAACAUUGUUAUGGUUGGUUAUUUGGGUUGAGACGCAUACCUGAUGUGUUCCCGAUUUCGGCAGAUUUGGAAUUUCAUACCCAUACUGCAGAUAUAAAUACACCGUAUUAUAGUUAAGUAUUUCGGUUUUUAUCAGGAAAGCCUUCAAGUUCACAAACUUGCUUGAUCUGUAGUUCAUUCAUUAUCGCGGGACCUGAUUUAGUGGAUAACUAAACUAUUGUUAAUCACGGCCAGCAAUACCUUUUUGUCUCACACAACCAGAUUGUUUACCUUCAUUUGAAAACCGAGCCAAACACAGUGGAAUAUGGAGAGAAAUAAAUAAUCGCUAUUAUUAUUGUUGAUAUGCUCACUAACCUAACAUUUUCCGCUUCUUUUUCCUAUGCACCUGGCAAUGGCGUGGUAUUUGCUAUUAGGGCAGACACCUGGUCCAAAUGAAUUCAUCGAUUCAAUAGAAUACACAAAUGGGUCACUCUGUGGUUGUAUUUAUUUCGAAACUACAAUUCGAACAUCCUUGAAAAUUGAAUAAACCUGAUCUGUAAAUGCAGGUAGAAUAUUCUCACCACACGGAUUAUUUGUUGUAUUGCAUACAUAUGAAUUCGUGCCUGUAGUAUCGUCCACCAAUAUUCUAAUGUAAAGUAGUCUGAGGUCUUGCUUCUAUCUACUUACCUAUAUUAUUAUAAUAAAGGUAUUAUAAAAAUAUGUCAAGUAAGUCACAUUGGUGGUUACUUCACAUAUUUUUUUCAGUUCUCUUUCGAUUACAGAAAAAAAUAGCAUGUUUCAUUGCGAUCCAAAGUGACUUUUUUUGACUCGCUUGUCAAACAAAGUGUCACUUUUGAUCCUAAUAAUACAAUCUACUAUUUUCUAGACCAGAAUUGUAUCGUUUACUCACAAAAUUUCAAAUCCAACUCAUUAAAACUAAUAAUUAUUUCCAUUUCUGAAUUGUCACAAUAAAACACUGAAAGACUUCGUCUUUAAUCUUUAUUUAAAUAAAUUUAUUUCAACAUUUUCUGCAUAUUUUAUCAACAUAUUCUAUUGAAAAAUAUUUCUGCUGAUUCACAUUUGUAUCAAGAAGGUACAAUUCCAAGUUUUGGAUACGUGAUAUGUCUGUUCAUUUGAUUUUUUAAACAAAAAAUUGAAAAAAAAUGCACCAGAUCAACAUUGCCCAUAUACAUUCUGGCAAAACAGUCACCUACAUUGCACAACUAUAAACAAUAAAAACACGUCGUACAAUAUACGCAAUGCACCCUGAUUCACCAGAAAAAUACGACGUUAUCUGCUUCCGAACAGUCAAUGCAAAAUAUUUUCACAAUCUGAAUGGAAAUUUGAUCGCAAGAUUAUCCUGUUAAGUGAGCUCAUUACAAGAAUUCUGUUGCAAUUAUGACUCAAUGGACCGAUUGAACUUGUAACAAUUGUCGAAAUAAUCUUACGAUUAUCUUCUUCCUAUGAUUUUGAACCAAUCAGAACGUUCAAUUCAGAUACAUAGAGUAAAUCCACCAAUCAGAUUUCGAAUUAUUUCCAUUUCCAUAGUAACAAUUCAUAUUGUUACAUGCAAACAAACCGCGUCGUCAGAUUUUGACGUUCGUUCAGAGCUACUCAAGAAAUAAUCGCAUCAAAUACAACUCGAACUUCAAAAUAUUCAAGGUUAUACAACUUGCUGCACAAUUUUUCGAAAUUUUUGUUUUUGUACUUUCACGUAAUUUUGUCUGGAAAACACGAAUUUGAUAAUGAAAAUGUGAACAAACCUCUAUAUAUCGAGAUAUUUCAAGAAAAAGUUCGAAAUUUCGCCUUUUUUCCCCCUGUAUUGGAUGCAUUUACAGCUACUUGCUCUUCUUAUUUUGUCAUUGGAUACUUUCUACUUUAUACAGGGUGAUUCAGGUUUAAAGACACAAACUGAAAUGGGAGAUAUAUCUCAUCCUUUUAAUCAAAAAAGUUUAUAUAAACAUUAGCCCGAUCUUUCAGUGAUCAAAUUGUGUAGAUCGUUCAAUUAAGAGGCUUUUUUGCUCUUCAAUUUUUUUCGAGAAACGAACCGUUUUUGUGAUAAAUAAGCAUAUACGUUCUGAAAGAUGCCAUAGGCGUACUACGAAAAAGUUUGAAGGGGAUAAAAAAGGCUCUAUCACCCUGUAGAUUUUGAAAAUCUUUAAAAUGCUUGAAAUGAUGAUCUUCUAGGAAGUAUUGACCACACCAAAUUUCAAAAUGAUAUCUUGAAAAGUAAGCGAGAUAUUUCAAUUAAUAGAAAAAAAUUAUUAAACUUUGACCCCCUGUAGCUCCGUUACUGAACGAGAUCGGACUAAUGUUUAUAUAAACUUUCUUGAUCAAAAUGAUGAGAUCUAUCUCCCAUUUCAGUUUGUGCCUUAAAACCUGAAUCACCCUGUAUACUCAUGAUAUACUUCAAAGACACAUUUUUAUAUAGAAAAUUCAACACGAAAUAUAAUUUUUAUGGCGAGUUUUUCAUAUUUAGUGAACAAUCAUACCAGAUGAUGGCCAUUUAAUCAAUAGUCAAUCCAAAUACGAGAUGUCAAAUGUCAACAGAUGCUCUUGAAUGACAUUACACACGCCAUUAUUUCAAAUGAUAUUCUUCCUUCUUUUCACUAAAUACGGAUAAAUCGCAAGAAAAUCAUAUUUCUAGUUGACUCAUAUAAUAGAAAAAAUGUGUCAUUGUGAUACAUAAAUUGUCCAAUGAUGAAAAAAAGAAGGUCAAAUUGUUCUAAAUGCGAUCCAAAAGACAGGCGGAACAGAAGGUGAAAUUUGUAACUAUUUAGUGAAAUAUCUUAAUAAAUAAUGGUUUUUUCACAUUUUCAUUAUCAAAUUCGUGUUUUUCAGACAAAAAUACUGGAGUACCAAAAAAAAGUUUCGAAAAAAAAAACCAUCGCAUGAUAAGUGCAGUUUUACCGACAGCUAUUAUAUGAUUUCAUCAAAUACAGAGUACCUUCGUUUUACAAAUCUCGUCCAGAGAAUUAAAUAAAAAUAUAUAAAUUCGCUUCAAAAAUAAAUAAAUAUCAAAUUGAAUUAUAACAACAACGAUUCACGAAGGGAAUGACAACAGCAUCAUAUAGUCAUAUGCAUUGUAAAUGUUUACAAUAAUAAUUAUUAUUCUUCUAAGUGCAUUCGAACCAUGGUUAAGAAUCCAAGACAAACAAUAUUUAUUUGUUGAAUUAUCACUGUCAUUUGAAUACUUCUCGUUGAAUUAUCUUUCCUUUGGCAAAUUAGUGACGAUUGCCGGGCUACUUCCACGAUUUCAUCACUCAUAACCAUGAGAACGAGGCUUAUUGGAACUAGCUAGUUGAGCCUAUCGACUAAAUUUUCUUCAUUCCUCCAACAUAGUCGAUGUGGGAGCCACCUCGAGCAGCAUCUGCAGAAAUACUGUCACGCCAUCUACAAAAAAAAACGUUGAAACCACUAGCAGCACUCUUAGAAGCAAGCUGAACACGUUCCCAACAGAAUUUUGUCUACUACUCAAGCUGUGAAAUCACCAUUAUUCAUGAACUAUUUCUAUCGAGUUAAAAACAUGAAUAUAGGUAAAUAAUGAAAAACUGGCAAACUUUUUUUUACGAAUUUUUGCCUAAUGGGAAAGACCACUGAAUUUUUAAAAAGACAUAAUCGUGAACUCUAUACUGAAAAACUACAAGUGAAUUAAUUUUGAAUUUUUUCAUUCAUGCUAUGACGAUGAAAAAAAUAAACUAGAAUAUGUCCAUUUCAAAACACACAAUUCCAGCGCCAUUGAAAUUUCAUCAAUUCACUGGUGUGACUGAUGCGACGUCUUAGUCCCAACACGCCUAUUGUCCUUGAACUGACCAAUUACACUGCAACACUGCAGAAUGAUGAGGUAUCAGAGAGAGAUAGCUACAGUUCGGGACUAAUACAUCACGACUCCACCAUCAUAUUUGAUGGCUGUUUGAAAUUCCGAAUGGAAUAUGCUGAUUUCAAAGCGAUAUUGAUUCGAUUCCCUUCAAAUUCAACUCAUAAUAUUGAUUGUACAUAAAAUGUAAAUCAUGAUUCGUCGAUUGAAAGAGGUUUGCACGGAUUUCUUCCCUCAGUGGUCUUUCCCAUUAACAGUUGCAAGUGUAAAUUAAGGAAUGUGUGAAAAAAAGUCAACUUUUUUUCUUCUACAAACCUACUACUUUACAGUUGCAACUGUAGAUUAGGCAAUAAUUCGUGAAAAAAAGUAUUUUCAGGAUGGCAGCUCCAUAAACUUUUUUGUGAUGCGCCACUGGUGGAUUUU